Messenger RNA from Nezara viridula (southern green stink bug), 13287 nucleotides. The record is from the annotation of a GenBank genome assembly. NCBI's taxonomy places the organism in Eukaryota, Metazoa, Arthropoda, Insecta, Hemiptera, Pentatomidae.
GAAACUAGUGGGUCAAUGAAGCUUCAACUCUCACUUGGCCAUUGGUAAUCAAGCUGUUCGUUCGCGCUGGAGAAGUUGAUAUUCAAGGAUGGUCAGGGAGGAAGAGACACAGAAGGACUCUGCCUUCAAGAGGUUCCUCAGGAGAGCCUACCAAGGGACUUAUCAUGUCCUUUACAUGUUCAAGGAGAUGUGGCUAUUUUUACUGCUGUUGGUGGGUCUCGCCGUUGCAUUCCGAAGAGAUGCAGUCGAGUCACCACCUGCAGUUUUGUCCAAGCUGUACGAGUACAAACCUUUUGGCGUUGAACAUAUAGAUCUCAGAGAUUCAGUAGAAAAGGUGCCAACGCAAAGGGAAAGAAUGCAGGAAUCUUUACCUCUACGAUCAGCGGUUGAAAAGAGGCCAACACCAUACUUCCGAGGGCCAUGGUGGAAAAUUGUCCCUGGAACCAAACAAUUAGAUCAGAGUGGAAGGAGAUUGUUCUGUUUUGUUGAGUCAUGGUCAUCCUACAGAAGAGCUCCAGUAGGGUUCACUGCAGACAACAUAGACCCAUACGCCUGCACCCAUGUUAUCUAUGCUUUUGCAUCUGUAGACCCUCUUACAUCUAAGCUUUUACCAUUGGAUGAAGAAUACGAUGUUGUUAAAGGAGGAUAUAGAUCAAUUGUUGGUCUGAAAAGAGUUAAUUCCAAUUUGAAAGUGAUGAUAUCUGUGGCUGGGCGAUUAUCAAAAAUGACCUCUUCCGCUUCUAGUAGAAGAAAUUUUAUUUUAUCAACUGUCAAAUUUAUGGCUGAGAAUGGAUUCGAUGGAUUAGAUCUUCAUUGGGAAUAUCCUGGAGCAGAAGACCUAGGAGGGUCAAGAUCUGAUAAAGACAACCUCUCCCUGCUUGUGGAAGAACUAUCAGGAGUGAUGGAGUCAAGAGGUUGGCUUUUGUCAGCUUCUUUUCCUCCCUCAAGGUUCAGGUUAGACGAUGGUUACGACAUUCCGAGGAUAGCACCCUACCUUCAUUUUGUUCUGCUUAAGAGCUUUGAUUACCAUCAAGAAAGAGAAGGAUCAGCAAAUCAUCCUUCUCCAUUGGUUAUGUCCAGCCAAGAAGAUCCUCUCUCAGUUUAUUACAAUGUAGAUUACUCAGUAAGAUACUACCUCAAAAGGGGAGUUAGGAGAAAUCAGCUGAUAAUUGGCGUUCCAUUUUUUGCCAGGUCAUAUACUCUGAAAGAUGCUAACAACUGGAUGCCAGGUUCCCCAGUGAAGUCUCCAGGAAAAGAAGCGAGGUUUACACAGCAGCCUGGUUUCAUGGCUUAUUACGAAGUAUGCAAUCAACUCAGAAAGAAAGGCUGGGUACAACAUCGUGAUUCCAACACUGGUUCAGCUUUUAUGGUGAAAGAUGAUCAAUGGGUCGGGUUUGAAGAUCCUUACAGCAUCAGGUUAAAAAUGACUUACAUGCAAAGAGAAAGGCUCGGAGGUGCCAUGGUGUGGGCUCUUGAUUUAGAUGAUUUUAAGGGACUGUGUGGUCCUAAAUAUCCUCUUUUGAACACUGUUAGAGUUGCAUUGACGCCAGAAAUACCAGGGACUAUAAUAGUUGAAAUUGUGAUCCUAGCCAUGCUAUCUCCUGGGGUAGGCGUUACUGUGCUUGCAACUCAGGACAACUGUACCGGGGAAGGCUAUGCUGGUGAAGUUGGGGAUUGUUCGGUCUAUUACCGCUGUCAGUGGGCCCAGAAGCACACCUAUAUUUGUCCUCAUGGUCUGUACUAUGAUCCACAACUCAACCUCUGCAACUGGCCAACCUUGGUCACGUGUCAAAAGAAUUUAUUGAUCAGUGCUGCGUCUUCAAUCAUUCUGGCUAAAAAAGGAAAUGGACCAGUGCAGAAAUUAAAAGAAGAUGGACCGAGAGUCGUCUGCUAUUUUACCAACUGGGCAUGGUAUAGAAAAGGAGAAGGAAAGUUCAUUCCAGAGCAUAUCGAACCAUCAUUGUGUACACACAUCAUUUAUGCUUUCGCUUCAUUAGAACCUAACACGCUUGGAAUUGUACCUUUUGAUUCGUGGGCUGACAUUGAUAAUGGAAUGUAUAAGCGAAUAGUUCAGCUGAGAGAGAAAGGUCCAGCAAUCAUGCUUGCUCUUGGUGGAUGGACUGACUCCAUCGGAGAAAAAUAUUCUAAAAUGGUCAGCUCUGGUUCUUCAAGAAGAUCUUUCAUUAAUAGUGUGGUGGCUUUCUUGCGCAGGUAUGAGUUUUCAGGCCUGAGUCUGGAAUGGAAUCACCCAGUCUGCUGGCAGUCAGACUGUUCCAAAGGCCCUGCAUCUGAUGCACAGAACUAUGCCAAGCUUGCUCAGGAAAUAAGAGAGGCUUUUGACAAGGAAGAUCCUCCACUUCUCCUUUCUGUCAGCUUAAGUGGUUAUCCAGAAGUAAUCAAGCAAAGCUACGAUCUGUCCAGCCUUAGUAAAUCAGUUGAUUUCUUCACUGUUAUGAGUUAUGACUACCAUGGUGCUUGGGAAGGGGUGACUGGUCACGUAGCUCCCAUCAAGGGCCAUCCGCCUCCAAAGUUCUCCUAUUACAACAUUGAGAAAUCAUUAGAGCUGCUUAUCAAUGGUGGAGCAGAAAAAUCAAAAUUGGUUUUGGGAGUUCCAAUGUAUGGCCAGAGCUAUACAUUAGCUAACAGAAAGGAUACAGGAAUCAAUAGCAAAACUAAAGGACCUGGUGACGCAGGAAAAUGGACUGCUCAACCUGGGAUGUUGGCUUAUUAUGAAAUUUGUUACAAAAUUAGGAAGAAUAGCUGGAGGAAGGAAACAACAGAAUAUGGGCCAUAUGCUUAUUUAGGUGACCAGUGGGUCAGUUUUGAUGAUGAAAAAUCUAUUGCUGAAAAGGGCAGCUUUGUUAAAUCAAAUGGAUUGGGAGGCUUAAUGGCAUGGACUAUCGACUUGGACGAUUUCCAAAAUCUCUGCUGCGAUGGCCAGUUUCCACUUCUUUCAGCAAUCAACAAGGCGCUUGGUCGGGAUAUAAAGGGUCCUCUUGCAAGUGGCUGUACAAGACCAAAGCCACCGGUCACUCCUGCCCCUCCAACGACUACUUUGGACCCAGAAGCUGGCAUAACAACAACAGAACAUCAGCACACUCAUUGGACAGAGGCAACAACAAAACCUACAUCAAGCACUCCAUGGUGGACUCCAGAGACAACUAAAACAACAACAAGCAGGCCUACUACAACAACAACAAGAAGGACCACAACUACAAGGGGAACGACUACAAGAAGAACUACAACCACCAAAAGACCCACUACAACUUCAACAUCUCCAACCCCAUGGUGGACACCUGAAUCUACAACUACAAAGCCUUCUACAUCUUCAACACCGUGGUGGGUCCCAGAGUCAACAACAACAAAGCCUUCUACGACUACACCACCUUGGUGGGUGCCAGAGACUACUACUACAACAAAACGGCCCACGACUACUAAAACAACUACUAAUAAACCUUCUACAUCCACAUCAACAGAAAAAGAACAAGAACAAACUGGAGAACAGAACACUGAACUACCUUCAACUUGUCAGACAGGCGACUACAAACCGGUUCAAGGAAACUGUCAAGAAUAUUAUAGGUGUAUAUUAGGAGAGUUCAGAAAAGAAAGAUGUGCGGGUGAUUUGCACUGGAAUGAACUUCGGACAAUUUGUGACUGGCCCAGUGAAGCUAAAUGUACUUCAGAAAUCAAUGUCAAGCCUUCCACAGAAGGCUGGAUGACUACAAAGCCCACUACACAGGAUUGGUGGCCUACAUCAAAACAACCAACUACUAGGCAAUCUACAACAACAGAGCGAAUGACUACAACACAAAAACCGACCACAACAACAAAGGAGCCAUUUGAGAUGGUGUGUCAGAAUGGUCAAUAUUAUCCAGUGUCCGGUAAUUGUGCAGCAUUUCAUAUGUGCGUCAACGGCAUUCUUAUUGAGCAGCCCUGUGCUCCUGGUUUGCAUUGGAACAUGGACGCGCAGAUAUGUGAUUGGUCAUUUUCAUCAAAAUGUUCUCCAGAUACAGCUGUUUUGGUUAAAGCCGAACAGGGAUGUAAUAGAGGUAUAUUUGCCCCCCACCACAAGAAUUGUAAUAAAUAUUUACAAUGCCAAUGGGAUAAAUAUGAAGUCCACACUUGCGCACCAGGUCUUCAUUGGAAUCAGAAAAAAAUGAUUUGUGAUUGGCCUAAAUCAGCUGACUGUGACCGAUCUGGUGGUGGUGAUGCUGAUACAGAUGUGGUUGUUGCAACAGAGGCUCCUUCUGUCACAGUUUCAUCAACUUACAAACCAUCAACAACAACCGAGUGGACCUGGAAGCCCGAGGAACAAACUGAAUGGUCCUGGACCAGUACUACCACAGAGGAACCUUGGCCUGAAACACCUUAUCAGCAUCCUCUAUCAGGACACUACAAAGUGGUUUGUUACUUCACCAAUUGGGCAUGGUACAGGCAGGGAAGUGGCAAAUACCUUCCUGAAGACAUAGACUAUGAUCUUUGCACACAUAUUAUAUAUGGCUUUGCAGUUCUUGAUUAUUCAGAACUCAUUAUUAAAUCCCACGAUUCCUGGGCUGAUUUUGACAACAAUUUCUACAAUCGAGUAGUCUGGUUUAGGAGAAAGGGUGUGAAGGUACUGUUGGCUCUUGGCGGAUGGAAUGACUCGCAAGGAGACAAGUACAGUCGCCUGGUAAACAAUCCAGCAGCAAGGUCGAAAUUUAUUGCUCAUGCGGUUCCAUUUUUGCAGAAAUAUAAAUUUGAUGGUCUCGACUUAGAUUGGGAAUAUCCCAAGUGUUGGCAGACUAACUGCAACCAAGGAAAAGAUUCAGACAAAGAGGCAUUUGCAAUGUGGGUUAAAGAAUUAAAGACUGAAUUCAACAAGCACGGCCUCUUGCUCUCUGCGGCUGUAUCACCUAGCAAGACCAUUAUUGAUGUUGGUUAUGAUCUCCCUGUGUUGGCUCAAUAUUUGGACUGGAUAUCAGUCAUGACCUACGACUAUCAUGGCCAGUGGGACAAGAAAACAGGGCACGUUGCCCCCAUGUAUGAACAUCCUGAAGAUGACUUCUACUAUUUCAAUGCUAAUUACACCAUACAUUAUUGGAUAAAUGGAGGAGUGCCUAGCAGAAAGUUGGUGAUGGGUAUGCCAAUGUACGGUCAAGGUUUCACAUUGUCAAACGAGAAGGAUCAUGGCCUGAAUGCUCCUGCUCCUAGACCAGCUGAAGCCGGUGAAUACACUAGAGCAGCUGGAUUCUUAGCCUAUUACGAGAUAUGCGACAGGAUUAAGAAUCGUGGAUGGACUGUUGUGAAAGAUGAACAGCAUAGAAUGGGACCUUAUGCAUACCAUGGAACCCAAUGGGUCGGUUUUGACGAUCAAGAAAUGAUAAAACUUAAGUCUGAAUAUAUUCGUGACAUGGACCUUGGUGGUGGUAUGAUAUGGGCUCUGGACCUCGACGAUUUUAAGAAUACUUGUGGUCAAGGAAAGCAUCCCUUACUAAAUACAAUAGCAAAAACUCUUGCUUCUCCUCCAAAUGGAACUCCUACAAGACCAACUACAACAAGACCAACAACCUCCAAACCAACGAAACCUACCAAGCCAUCCUACAAACCUGGCAAGCCAGGAAAACCUGGGAAACCUCCAACCACAACGAAAAAACCUACAAGACCAACUGAAGAGACAACUCCUCAUCACACUAGCACCAAAAAGCCGAGUCAUAAACCAACAGAGCCUGAGCAAACCACGCCAGCCCUACCAGGACCAGAAGGGCAGUUUAAGGUCGUCUGCUACUUCACUAACUGGGCUUGGUACAGACAAGGAACUGGUAAAUAUCUGCCAAGUGAUAUUGAUCCAAAUCUCUGCACUCACAUAGUCUAUGGCUUUGCAGUCUUGGACACAGACAGGCUUGUUAUCAAACCACAUGAUUCCUGGGCAGACCUCGAUAACAAAUUCUACGAAAAAGUGACAGCUCUUAAAGCUAAGGGUGUUAAAGUGACACUAGCCAUUGGAGGAUGGAACGAUUCUGCUGGUAAUAAGUACAGCCGUUUGGUAAACAGCAGAGAUGCAAGGCAGAGAUUCAAUGAACAUGUUCUAAAAUUCAUCCUGGAAAAUAAUUUUGAUGGUCUUGAUCUAGAUUGGGAGUACCCCAAGUGCUGGCAAGUUGACUGCAACAAGGGGCCCGAUUCAGACAAACAAGCUUUUGCAGAUUGGGUCACAGAAUUGAGAGAGCUGUUCACACCUCAUGGACUUCUGUUGUCAGCAGCUGUAUCUCCAGCCAAGACAGUCAUUGAUAAUGGUCAAAAUCGUUAUGAUGUAAAAGUACUCUCUGAUAAACUGGACUGGAUAGCGGUGAUGUGUUAUGACUACCACGGACAAUGGGACAAGAGGACAGGCCAUGUGGCACCAAUGUACAUCCAUGAUGAAGACUUUGAUGCCUCAUUUAAUGCGAACUUCACAAUGCAUUACUGGUUGAGCCAAGGAGCUGAUAGGAAGAAGCUUGUGAUGGGAAUGCCAAUGUAUGGCCAGAGUUUCUCUCUAGCAGAAAACAAUGAAAACGGGCUAAAUGCACCAACUUAUGGUGGUGGUGAAGCAGGAGACGAAACUAGAGCAAGAGGCUUCCUAUCAUACUAUGAGAUCUGCGAUCGAGUUCAGAGGCGAGGCUGGGAGGUUGUCAAGGAUACUACAGGAGCGAUGGGACCAUAUGCCAGGAGCAGGGACCAAUGGGUUAGUUUUGAUGAUGCCGCCAUGAUCAAGCACAAAUCAGAAUAUGUCAAGAAGCAUGACUUUGGUGGAGCAAUGAUAUGGGCUUUAGACUUGGAUGACUUCAGAAAUACAUGUGGCUGUGAAGAGUAUCCACUCUUGAGGACGAUCAACAGGGUGCUGCGAGGAUACCCUGAGGGACCACUUUGUAGCUUGUCUAAACUGAAGGCUCUUGAGCCACCUGGCUUCAAAGUAGACCCACCAUGCCCACCAAUAACUGGUGAUAAGAAAGACUGUACCAAGUUCUACACUUGCCAAUAUGGUAUUUUAAUCCAGCAAGACUGUCCACCAGGACUCCAUUUUAGCCAGAAAACACUCAUGUGUGAUUGGCCAGAGAAUGCUAAAUGUGGAUCAAAUGAAAUACCAGAUGAAAACAAUGAGAAUGAACAAGGAGAAAUGGUUUUGCCUCCCUCACUACAAGAAAUAACGACAACUACAACAGCAGUUUCCAUUAUAGAAAAACCAGCAGACACUGGAGAAUUCAAAGUUGUUUGUUACUUCACAAACUGGGCCUGGUACCGCCAGGGUAAGGGCAAGUAUUUGCCAGAAGAUAUCGACACAUCAUUAUGCACACACAUAAUAUAUGCUUUUGCCGUCCUUGAUUCGGAAAGGCUAGAAAUUAAACCUCACGAUCCCUGGGCAGAUAUUGAUAACUCCUUCUUUACUAAGGUGUCAUCUUUAGUCGAGAAAGGUAUAAAAGUCUUACUAGGGCUUGGUGGAUGGAAUGAUUCUCUUGGAGAUAAGUACAGCCGGUUAGUCAAUAGUCCAGGAGCCAGAAGAAACUUUGUAAGGCAGGCCGUGGAGUUUGUCGACAAAUAUAACUUCCAGGGUCUUGAUCUUGACUGGGAGUAUCCUAAAUGUUGGCAGGUUGACUGUAACAAAGGACCAGAAACAGAUAAAGAUGGGUUUGCAGCACUGGUGACGGAGCUCAGUGAGGAAUUUAAAAGACGAGGGUGGUUGUUGUCAGCAGCUGUCUCUCCUAGCAAAACUGUUAUAAACCAAGCCUAUGAUGUUCCUGUACUCGCGAGGCAUCUUGACUGGAUUUCGCUGAUGGCAUAUGACUAUCAUGGCCACUGGGAAGGCAAGACGGGUCAUGUUGCUCCUCUCUACUACAAUGAAGGAGAUGAGUUCCCUCAUUUUAAUGGGAACUUUUCUGUAACCUAUUGGCUGGAUGAAGGGGUGCCUAGAAAGAAGCUUGUCCUUGGAAUGCCGCUCUAUGGUCAGAGCUUCACAUUGAGAAACGAAUCUGAUACAGGGUUGCAAGCGCCCAUCUCUGGCCCUGGAAUGGCAGGGCAGUUUACGAGAGCAGCAGGUUUCUUAGCCUAUUAUGAGAUAUGUGAUACAAUAUCCAGAGGAAAUUGGGUAGUGAAACGCCAUGAAACAGGUGCUAUAGGUCCAAUAGCAUACAAAGGAAACCAAUGGAUAAGUUAUGACGAUGUAGAAGACAUAAGAAGGAAGUCACUAUACGUGAAAGAACAUCAACUAGGCGGAGGCAUGGUAUGGGCACUGGAUUUGGAUGACUUCAGGAACAUUUGUGGUUGUGGUAAAAACCCUCUCUUGAGCACAAUCAAUCAGGAACUGAGAGGCCAUCCUGGAAACACUAACAAUUGCACAUAAGGAAAGGGUCGAACAUUUGAGGACUUCAAUAAGUGUGAUAUAGGGAUGAAGAAGUACUAGAAAUUUCAGUCAUCAUUUAGUUUAUAUUCUGGAUCUAGGAAUAUCGUUCAUCGUAGUGAAUUGAAUAAAAAAUUAUAUAAAAUAGGCUGAUAGUGUAAGGGCAAAGCUUUGAACACAAGUUUUAUCACUAGUUAAAAAAAUAUUUUAAGCGAAAAUAAAAUAUUUGUUUUGACUUUUGAUAAAUGCUUUUUGGGGGAAAAAAAAUUAUGAAGGUAUCACAAUUUUAAACCAUGACAUAUUUCUUUUUUUUUUGUGAUAGACUUUUAUAAUUCAUCCAAAUAGUGUAUGCAUAAUUGUGAUUAUAGGUUUUUGUUUUUAAUUAUAAUUUUAAGUAAACCAGUAUGAAUUUUAUUUUUAAAAAAUUUAGAUUAGGUUAUGAAAUCAAAUGUGAAAUCCGUGCCAUUCAUUUAUAAAAUUGAGUGUAUGAUACAACUUUUGUUAGAUUUUUUUAAUAUAUUUAUAUUAAACUAAGAAAUAAACUAGUUUUCAUCAAUUACCAAAUCCUAUCUUUCCAUUAUAUCAAAAAGAAUUAAGUCUAAGAAAGCUAUCAUUGGAUGGCUAUAAUUUUGAUUUUCAGGUAUGUUUUAUUUAUUUACCCCCCUUAAAAAUCUUAAUUAUUGACACCUUAGGGUACAUUUUCAGACAUAUUAAAAAAAAAAAACUAAGAAGAAAUUUUUUUUCUUUUAGUUUUUCCUCAGUAACUAUCUUCAAGUGGACUUUAGACAAAAGUAUGUUAUUAUUAAUAUUAAAGAACAUUAAAUUUUCUGAAAGAUUUAUAGUCAAAACAGCUACCGGAUACAGGGGUCAUUAAAAUCUAAUAAAAUGGCUUAAAAACACUAAAGCUAAAUAUGUCAGUGGCUUUAUUCCUAGAACUAUUUUUUAGUGCUGCUUAGCUCGAAAUAAAUAAUAACAGAUCUUGUAAAGUUUAAAUUUCCUGGAAGAUUCAAACAAAACAUUUGUUAUGCUCCAGACACUAAGAAAUAUUAAAAUAACAGUGACAGCCUAGAGAUCAAAAAAAUCACAUUCUGUUCAAAUUAGUGUUCCUGAAUUUAAUAUUUUCAGUAAUCCCAUACCUAUGCAAUAAAUACAUAUAAAUUAACAAUAAAUGCAACUAUUCUCAUGGAGUAUAGAAAUACUUAUGGAGCAUACCGAUCUCAAUUUAAAAAAUAUAGGAGGGGAAAUUAUAUGUAAAUACAAACCACCAUUGUUCUGGAAAGAAAUACAGGAACAACCAGCAUAUGAUAAAAAUAUCAACUGCCUAUCUGAAAUACAAUAUGGAUUUAAAACAACUCACUACCCCCAAUGGAAAAUCACAGGAAGUCUUUAAAUCAAUGAUGAAAGACUCCACAGGAUUAUUUAGAGUUUUGCAAAGGAAAUAACUUUUACGAGUCCUAGGAGGAAAGCUUAUAAUCUGAAACUUAAGGUCUUCAAAUAUAUUAUUUUACAUGUCUAGUACAAAUAAGAUUUCAAUAAUUGUUCUAAAAAUUAAUCAUCAUUUACUGAAUGAUGAACUAUUAACAUUACCUUCAGAGCAAAUGCAGUGCAAGAAAGGAAUUAGAGACUUAAGAGUUAUUAGUGAAAAUAUUUAUUUCUGCGAAGAAAAAAAAUACUUUUUUUCAUGUAUUAUAGUUACAAGAGGUGUCACAACCCAUAUCAUGCAAUUACCCAUACUAUCAAACAGUUUACAAGAUGGAAGUGGUUGAAACUGUUGCUACUAAUGCUGCAACUCAUUAAAGAAACGUGGAUUAAGGUUUAGAAAAGUAGAAAGAUUUUAACUUUUUGAGAAAUAAAUUUUUCUACAUGAAAAGAACAUCGAAUGCACAAGGUUUUGUUUUUGUAAUUCAAAGAAAUACUUAAGCAGAAAUUGAUAUUUGUUGAAGAAAUCAUGGGAAUGACAAUUAGUCAAGAUUUGCAAUCUAGACAUGGUUUAUUAGACGCCGAUGGUUCCAUCCAAGCAAAUGGAUCAUUAAGGUGACUCUCUUGUCAAGCAACAUGAACCGAAAAUAAAACACAUCCCUAGUAGGGUUAGUCGUGACAAUUAAUAGUUCUGCAUUCUUUGGAGAUUGUCAACACAAUUAUUAAUGAUUGUUAUGCUUAGCUCGGUUUUUACUGACAAAGGUAUGACAGACACAUUGCACGUUCUACACUUUUCUUAAUAAAAUAUUUUUUAUUUACAUGCCGAAUUAUUUUUAUAUAAAUUAUGGAAUAAUAAUAUCAAUCUAACAAUAGGUAGUAAAUACAAAAUUUUGUUCUGGUUCUUAAAUUAAAACUUUUUUGAAGAAAGAAAAUAUUUAAUAACUUAAUCAAUAUUUUGAUACUCGCCCGUCAGUGAUAUACAGUCUUAAUUUCUUCAACAGUUGCAAAGCAGUCUGUAGAUAGCUUCGAAACCAGCUUUAUCUAGAUUUCUUUUUGCCAACAUUAAAGGAGUCUCCCCAUUGCUCUCCAUCUCUCGAGGCGAUGGCGAAGCACCUUUUUCCAGUAACAUCUUCACCAUGUCCUUUCGGUUAUACCAGACAGCUUCAUAUAAUGGCGUUUUACCAUCCCUGUUUUUUCUAUCCACUACACUGCCACUAUCGAUGAGGACUUUCGCUACCGCUAUAUGAUUAAAUUUAGCUGCUAUAUGAAGAGGAAUCCAUCCAUUUAUAUCUGCUAUAUUGGAAUCUGCACCUUUAUUAAUCAAUAAUUUAACAAUUUCCAAUUGGCCGUACCAAGUGGCUUCAUAUAAAGGAGUUUUGAUAUCAUGAUCUUCAGCGUUAGGGUCGGCGCCUUUGCUAAGAAGUUCCUUAACGACCUCGACCCUUGUAUCUUGUACGGCUAAAUGCAAGGCUGUAUAUCGCCAUUUUCCUCUCUUGUCUACAGGAAAGCCAACUGAUAUCAGACUCCUUACUGCUUUUUCGUUAUUGGAUAAAGCUGCUAAAUGCAAGAAUGGCCAACCAUCACGAUUAAUAAUGUUGAGAUCAGCUCCAUGAGACAUCAGUAAUUUCAUUAUGUCAGUAUUUCCUGCUUCGGCAGCUUUGUAAAAGGGUGUUAAAUUUGCACUAUUCUUUGAAUCUACUGGCGAGCCAUAAUCCAAAAUUAACUUGACAGCCUUCAAUUUACCGUCAAACGCAGCCAUAUGUAGCAGAGUAUUCCCAAAGCCAUCUGCACUACAGAUAGUGCUUAGCAAUUUCCAGGUCAAUACGUUUGCUGCUGCUAUCUGAUCGGCAUCCAAAGCUUGGUACAAAGGCGUAUCACCUUUAUCGUUUCUGAAAUUUAUUCCUGCUCCAAGGUGGAUGAGCCUAUUCAACGAAAGAAGAUUGCCUUUUGAAGCCGCGAUGUGGACAGGAGUAUCUCCUGAACUGGUUCUUACAUUUACAUUUGCACCGUUUAGAACUAAAGUUUCUAUUAUAUCUGCAUUGUUAUUGUGUGCUGAGAGAAGUAAUGGUGUUAAUCCAUCGCCAUUCCUCAUUUCUAUUUUAGAGCCAAAACUCAGUAAAAUUUUAACAGCAUUUAGCCUGUUCUGGAUAGUUGCUAAAUGAAGUAAGGACAUGCCGUUGUCUAAUUUUGAGUUUAGAUCAGCCCCUCUUUCUAUCAGCGUUAUAAUCAUGUCGGUGUUAUUGCUCAAAAUGGCCGAAUACACUGGAGUCCUUCCUUCCAAAUCUUUACUAUCGAUAUCCCCUCCCAAAUCGAUAAUUUUUUUUACUAUCUGAAUGUUACCCUUCUUGAUAGCUAAAUGUAAAAGUGAAUUUUUGGAGACUGUUUUGUUGUUAAACUUGGCUCCAUAAUACAAUAACGUACCAAACGUUAAGUGACUCCCAGACUCGACUGACUUGUAUAGAGGAGUUUUGUUGUAUUUAUCUUGCGCAUUCACAUCAGAUUUGGCUUUGAGAAGUUGAAGUGUAGCCUCCAAAUCCGCAGACUCUACAGCGAAAUGGAGCAAAGUUUCGUUGUCUCGAUUCCUGUCAUUGGCAACUGCCUCGGUUUUGUAAAUGUUGCUUAGGCUUCCUUUAGCCAUCAACAACUUGGUAAUAUUUGUAUUUCCAUUUUGCCAAACUUCUUUGGUUGCCUCGGGACCGAUCUUGAAUAUAUCGAAACCUGAUUCAAUUAGCCAUGUAACAAAUUCAAUAUCGCCUCUAAUACACGCAUCUUUAAAUAUAACAUUAGUUUUAUCAAAAACUAGUAUUUUCUGUAGAAUAUAUUUCGGAAUGGACAUUCCUUCAUUAGAUUUAGCCGCAAUAAACUUGAGUGCAAUAUAAAGCUUUUCUGUUGGUAUUAAAAAAUUACUAUCGAACCAUUCAUUAGAAAAUUUUUUUUCCUCUGAAGACAUUGUGCUUAAGACUGUAAUUAAUAUAUCAGACAUCAUGACAUCAUCUUCAACAAAUGAAUGGAGAAGGAGCAAAAAGGAAUAUUGACCAAAAUUCAUCUCUGAAAUGAUCAAGUCCCCUCUUUUGCCUACUGACGAGUCGAAAAUAAACUUGGCAGCUUUUGUUAUUCUUUCCCUAAGGAUACUUUCAACUUUAUUACAUAGGUCAUGAUGAACUGCUACACCAUCCAGGAGAAAUGAAUCACCGUUCAGGGUUAAGGACACAUCAUUUGGCAUUAUAUGCUGCCCUGAUGCCAUCCAUACCCUGGAAAUUAAUAUUGUAACAAGAGCAGAAGCGGCCAAACCCAGCAUUUUGUAGAAGAUUGUCAAACGUUAAUAUGUAAAUAUUCAUUCUAUUGCUCCUUCGCUGGUUUUCCCCAUCAGAUAAACAAUCCACUGAGGUCAGAGUUGCCAACGACAUCGUUAAAAAUAUAUUUUUUUUUGUGUUAGUUAUCCUUAUACUGACUGGGAAGCUAUUAUAAAACCAUUAAAGCAACGCCAUCUAUCUACCUUGCUUAAGUACUACACCAUUUAU